Ruditapes philippinarum (Manila clam) is the source of this 1075-nucleotide messenger RNA. RefSeq names its product EMILIN-2-like. NCBI's taxonomy places the organism in Eukaryota, Metazoa, Mollusca, Bivalvia, Venerida, Veneridae. The transcript is spliced from 2 exons. The coding region runs from base 81 to 761 and encodes 226 amino acids. The record is from RefSeq and is a predicted model, not a curated record. Gene Ontology annotation, molecular function: protein binding.
UUCAUUUUCUUCUCGUUAGCAGCAGUGUAUCGGAACCACAAUGUUCAAAAUUUCACUAUGAAGAAAAACUGUUAGAAAAGAUGAUUAGACUCGAAAUAUCGGUAGAAGCUAUGAAGAAGGAAAUUGAAAAAUCUCGGAAUCAAGCUCGGACCACUCUUGAUGAUUUAAAGGAAGAAAGAAUUAUUUGGGAGAAUAAUUUAAAAGCAAAAUCUGACAAACGUUCUACAGAUCUGGCAGCUGCCAUCCAAGAAACUAAAGCUACGGUUCAGGAGCAGUUGAAAACACUCAAAAUCGAGAAAGAUAAGUGGAAUUCCGAAUUGAAAGAUUUUGUACGAAUACCAGAACUUGUGUUGUUUUCUGCACGAAAUCCGAAACAAACUACAAUACGUACAGGACUUAUCAUGGUCUUCGAAGAGGUUCUGAUGAAUGAAGGCAGUGCUUAUAACAAAGAUAAUGGCGUCUUCACAGUUCCAUAUGCUGGUGUCUAUACAUUUAGCGUGCAAUUAUGUGUAGCGAAACAAAAAUAUGUUGAUAUAGCUUUCAUGGCGAACGACAAACCUUUUAAAUUAUCAAGAGUCAAUAGACACGACACAAGUGGGGCUUCAUGUUUUAACUUUGAUGCUGUGACAAAGGUUCGUUUCAACGAUGAAGUGAAAAUGAAGAUACUGAGUUGUGAUUCUUCUGGGGAAACAAUAAAUAAACGUAGCGGUACUUUCUGGAACACUUUUUCUGGCCGUCUUGUUUAUGGAGCUUAUAAUUAAUACCUGAUGGCAAUAAUAUAUUUAGUCGGAGGGUCAAGCCAAAUAGGCUAUUACUCUCAUAUAAGACAAACGGAACUCUAGAAGUCUAAAAUGUACAUUCGUUUAAAAAAAGAUGCCAAAAAUUGUAGCCAAAUUAAUUUAUUAAUAAUUCUUUGCAACCCAAAUCAUCUUAGCUUUUGUUAAUUUAGUCCUUAUCCCCACAUGAUACAAUUGUCGGCAAGGUUUUUUCGCAGGAGCUUGAAAUUAUAUCAAUAAUCGCUCUAAAGUCCGAUAAAAAAUCCAUACCUAUAUAUGUUUUUUAUAGAUAGGUAUGG